Molecule: messenger RNA, 2040 nt
Organism: Miscanthus lutarioriparius
Lineage: Eukaryota; Viridiplantae; Streptophyta; Magnoliopsida; Poales; Poaceae
Source: the annotation of a GenBank genome assembly
AUGGCCGCGCUGCGGUUACCAAGAGCUCCGGCCAUGGCCGCCCUGGCCGGCGCGGGCGUUCCGUACCGUAUCCCAUGCCAGGAGCAUCCCCCGCCCCCGCCGGUGCGGGCCCUCCCCAACAGGGCCCCCCUGAACGCGCUGCUCACCUCCUACGGCCGCCGCGGCCGCAUCCAGGACGCCCAGCAGCUGUUCGACCGGAUGCCCCGCCGCGACGUCAUCUCCUGGACGGCGCUCCUCACCGCCUACGCCGACGUCGGCGACCUCGCCUCCGCGCGCCUCGUCUUCGACGACAUGCCCCUCCGCAACGCCGCCUCCUGGAACGCGCUGGUCUCCCUCUACCUCCGCGCGGGGCGGCCCGCGGCUGCGCACGCGCUCUUCUGCAAGGCGCCCGCCAAGAACGCCGUGUCCUACGGCGCCAUCAUAACGGGCCUCGCCAGGGCGGGCAUGCUGCGGGAGGCACAGGCCGUGUACGGGGAGAUGCCGCCGCAGUGGAGGGACCCCGUGGGGUCCAACGCGAUGAUUUGGGGGUACCUCAGGGCCGGGGAGCUUGGCAUGGCGCUGAGGGUGUUCGACGGAAUGGCGGAAAGGGACGUCAUUUCUUGGAGUGCUAUGGUUGAUGGGCUAUGUAAGUAUGGGACUGUGUCCGAGGCCAGGAGACUGUUUGAGGCAAUGCCAGAGCGGAAUGUGGUGUCCUGGACCUCGAUGAUCCGAGGAUAUGUGAAACGCGGGAUGUACAGAGAUGGUCUCUUGCUGUUCCUGGACAUGAGAAGGGAAGGUGUUCAGGUUAAUGCGAUUACACUCUCGGUUGUGCUAGAUGGUUGUGCUCAGGCCAGUCUUGUCGAUGAAGGGAUCCAGGUUCACUGCUUGAUGAUUAGAGUGGGGUUUGCAAUGGACAUAUUUUUGGGUGAUUCACUGAUAAUAAUGUAUUCUCGAUUUGGCUCGAUGGUUGAUGCUAGAAGGGUUUUUGCUUUCAUGAAGCAGAAAGACAUAGUAUCAUGGAACUCAUUGAUCACUGGUUAUGUUCAGAGUAACAUGAUUGAAGAUGCUCAUGUGCUGUUCAAGUUGAUGCCGGAGAGGGAUGCUAUUUCGUGGACGUCAAUGGUGGUUGGGUUUGCUAAUAGGGGUUGGAUGAGAGAGUCUGUUGAACUCUUUGAGCAAAUGCCUGUAAAAGACGAGAUUGCCUGGGCUGCAGUUAUUUCUAGUCUUAUUGCAAAUGGAAACCAUGUGAGUGCGGUGCGUUGGUUUUUUCAGAUGUCACAGGAAGGAUGCAGACCUAAUACUGUUGCUUUUAGUUGUUUGCUGAGUGCUUUGGCUAGCCUGGCUAUGCUGAAUCAGGGGUUGCAAGCUCAUGCUUAUGCAGUCAACAUGGGAUGGAUAUUUGACUCAGCUGUUCACGCUUCUUUGGUGACAAUGUAUGCAAAAUGUGGUAGGUUGGCUGAGGCUCAUCGUGUUUUCUCAUGCAUUAGCAAUCCAAGCCUUAUUGCCACUAAUUCUAUGAUUACAGCAUUUGCACAACAUGGCUUGGCUGAAGAUGCAUUCAAACUUUUUAACAGAAUGCAAUAUGAUGGCCAAAGGCCUAACCAUGUGACAUUUUUGGGAAUACUGACUGCAUGUGCUCGAGCUGGUUUGGUUCAACAAGGUUAUAACUACUUUGAAUCCAUGAGAUCAGCCUAUGGUAUUCAACCAAACCCUGACCACUACACAUGCAUGGUUGAUCUUUUUGGUCGUGCAGGCUUCCUUGAUGAAGCACCGGAAAUGAUUAAUUCGAUGCCCCAGAAAGAGUAUCGUGAUGCAUGGGCAGCUUUGCUUAGCUCUAGUCGCCUCCAUUCUAAUCUUGAUUUAGCAAAAUUAGCAGCACAGAGGCUUCUUGAGAUAGAUCCUUACGACGCAACAGCUUACACAGUCCUGUCAAACAUGUUCUCCUCAGCAGGGAUGAAGGAAGAUGAAGAAAUGGUAAAGGUUGCACAAUUAUCCAACAUGGCUAGUAAGAGUCCUGGGUAUAGCAUCAUCAUACAGGAUAAGGCUACAGAAAAUAACUAA